Pistacia vera is the source of this 2355-nucleotide messenger RNA. Its product is annotated as cellulose synthase-like protein G2. The record is from RefSeq and is a predicted model, not a curated record. Gene Ontology annotation, biological process: plant-type primary cell wall biogenesis; cellulose biosynthetic process. Gene Ontology annotation, molecular function: cellulose synthase (UDP-forming) activity; mannan synthase activity. The transcript has 6 exons. NCBI's taxonomy places the organism in Eukaryota, Viridiplantae, Streptophyta, Magnoliopsida, Sapindales, Anacardiaceae. Gene Ontology annotation, cellular component: trans-Golgi network; plasma membrane.
CCAAGAAAAUGGGAAGUUUAAAAGAGUGCACCGACACCACCGUCUCCGCCACCCAAGCCCUUCCUCUUCACACUCUUCAUCCCCUCCGUCGCACCUUAUUCAACCGCGUGUUUGCCUCGGUUUACGCUUGUGCCAUCCUUGCUCUUGUUUAUCACCAUGUACUAACACUUUUCAACUGCACAAACGUAGCUUCUUUCUCUGUGACACUCUCUUUUUUACUCUCCAAUCUUGUUCUGGCCUUCAUGUGGGUGACCACACAGUCCUGUCAUAUGCGUCCGGUUCAUCGUAAAGAGUACCCUGAAAACCUUGAAAAAAUCAUGAAACCGAGUGAUUUUCCAACUCUGGAUGUGUUUAUUUGCACCGCGGAUCCUUAUAAAGAACCGCCGAUAAAUGUUGUGAACACGGCCUUGUCAGUUAUGGCUUAUGAUUAUCCAAAGGAGAAGGUUUCAGUUUAUGUAUCGGACGAUGGAGGCUCGGCACUCACUCUCUUUGCUUUCAUGGAGGCGGCUAAGUUUGCAAGUCACUGGCUACCAUUUUGAAGGAAGAAGAAUAUCAUAGUGAGGAGCCCAGAAGUAUACUUCAGUACAUCAGAUCAUUCUUGGUGCUCCGAGACUGAGAAGAUUAAGGCUUUGUAUGAAAGCAUGAAAUUCAAAGUAGAACAUGUUGUUGAAACUGGGAAAGUAAGCGAUGAGUACAUCAAUGGAGAUGAAGAACGUGAGGCUUUCAAUAAAUGGACUGCUGGAUUUACCCGCCAAGAUCAUCCCACUGUUAUUCAGGUCUUAUUAGAGAAUAGCAAAGACAGAGAUAUCACUGGCCAUUUGUUGCCCAACCUCAUCUAUGUAUCCAGACAGAAAAGCAAGACUUCACGCCACAAUUUCAAAGCUGGUGCCCUCAACACCCUGCUGCGAGUAUCAGCUGUUAUGACCAAUGCACCAAUAGUCUUGACGCUUGAUUGUGAUAUGUACUCAAAUGAUCCCAAAACACCUCUCCGUGUGCUAUGUUAUGUAUGUGAUUCUGCAACUCGAUCCGACUUGGCGUACAUUCAGUUUCCUCAGCGUUUUCGUGGACUUAACAAGAAUGACAUGUAUGCUAGUGAGAUCAAACUUUUGUUUGAAAUUAAUUUUCUGGGUUUCGAUGGGUUAAAGGGUCCUAAUUAUGUUGGAACUGGAACCUUUUUCCGUCGACGAGCAUUCUUUGGUGAUCCUUCAACUUUUAUGUCACCUGAAAUCCCUCAACUCCAUCCAAACCAUGCUGUGGAUAAACCCCUCAAGUCCCCAUCCAUUCUGUCAUUGGCUCACCAGGUAGCAGGCUGCAAUUAUGAGAACCAAACCAACUGGGGAUCCAAGAUAGGUUUUCGAUAUGGGUCAUUGGUUGAGGACUACUAUACAGGGUACCGGUUGCAUUGUGAGGGAUGGAGGUCAAUAUUUUGUCAUCCUGAGAGGCCAGCAUUUUAUGGGGAUGCACCGAUAGCCCUUAUUGAUUUGAUAAAUCAAUACAAGCGAUGGGCCAUUGGUCUACUUGAGGUGACCUUUUCGAAAUAUAGUACAUUAACCUUUGGUAUCCGCAGAAUUGGCCUUAUGGGUCUAUCUUAUGCUCAUUAUUCAUGCUGGCCCAUUUGGGCCAUUCCCGCCACCGUGUAUGCAUUUCUCCCCCAGCUGGCUCUCCUCAAGGGAGUCAGUAUCUUCCCAAAGGUUUCUGAACCAUGGUUUCUCUUAUACUCAUUUCUAUUCAUUGGAGCCUAUGCAAAAGACUGCCUAGAGUUUAUAUUAGAAGGUUCAACCUUCAGAAAGUGGUGGAAUGAUCAGAGGAUUUGGAUGAUAAGGGGACUAACAUGUUUCCUUUUCGGGUCCAUUGAGUACUUACUCCAGAGCUUUGGUAUUUCUGCAUCAGGUUUCAAUGUGACCAGCAAAGUACUUGAUGAUGAGCAAAGCAAGAGAUAUGAGCAAGAAAUCUUUGAGUUUGGAGUACCAUCACCCAUGUUUGUGACACUGGCAACCGCAGCAACAAUUAACUUAUUCUCAUUCUUUAAAGGGUUCUUAGACAUCAUCAGUGGAAACAACAUGGAAGGAUUAUUUUUGCAGAUGAUUUUAGCAGGUUUUCUCACGGUGAAUUGCUUGCCAAUUUAUGAAGCCAUGUUCCUGAGAAUUGACAAAGGGAAAAUGCCUACCAAAAUUACUCUCAUUUCAACAUUUCUUGCGGGGGCUCUUUAUGCAGCAGCUUCUCUCAUUUUUUAGUGACAAUAUUAAGGCUACAAUUUUACUUCCAUGCUGCAAAAAUUUAUCCUUUAGAAAUAAUCAUUGGAAAUCUAUGUUGUAUUCGUCGAUUGGCAAUAUUAUAUAUUGUUGAAUAUAAUCA